This is a messenger RNA of Prunus dulcis (almond), 1016 nucleotides long. RefSeq lists its product as uncharacterized. The record is from RefSeq and is a predicted model, not a curated record. Lineage: Eukaryota; Viridiplantae; Streptophyta; Magnoliopsida; Rosales; Rosaceae. The transcript has a single exon. The coding region runs from base 294 to 734 and encodes 146 amino acids.
UGACCACUAGGUCACCACCUCUCUUAUUAUAAUAAUAUUAUUAUUAUGUUCACCAUCAUGUUCAUAUUAUCAUAUACAUUGAGAAUUGAGAAUUGAGAAUUGAGAAUUGAGAAUUGAGAUUGAGUGAUGGAUUAUAAAUUAUUUUGAUUAUUAUUAUAUAAUAGCGUCACCCACCUCUCACUUUGCUCUCUCUCCCUCAUAUCAUAUCUACACUUUAAACUAAUUUUAGAUAGAGAGAGAGAAAUUACAAAAUUAAAGUGGACAGAUAGAAGAAGCAGCGCGCGGCAAGAACAAUGGAAGGUGUCUCUACAAGCAUGUACAAAGGGUUGAGAGGCUACUGGCGGAGGAGAGGCUACGAGAAGCUAAGUGGGUCGGGUGGACUGACAGAGCUGCGUUCGGGCGGCAAAAGGCGUGCUCGGCGAAUCCGAAUCAAAAUAAAAAUGGGUCGGAAGCUGAAGCUGAGCUUCCUCAGAAUCAGAAGAAUGCCUUCGCCCAAGAAGUUGUUGGUUUGGCUCCGAGACGCCUAUGUCAAACUGAUGCUGGGAUUCGCUAACUCGGGGAUGUUUAGUACCGGCUACGGUGGGCCCAUGUGCGACUACGGCACCGGUUCCUUCGGGAAGGGCCCACUUAAGGAGUAUGAUGAGAAGAUGAUUGUCGAGAUCUACAAGUCCCUGAUGCUGGCGCAAGGCCGCGACGCAGCCAAGUUUGGCUCAGAAAUCGUUAGCCGACGGUGAAUCCCGAAGAUAAUAAUCACAUCACACACGCACGCACGCACGCACGCACGCACGCAGAAAAAAUGAAAGAUAAAAAUGCUGUGUUUUCCGUUGUAAGUUAAGAUUUUAGUAAUCUAUUCUCUUGCUGUAAUGGGGGGUAGAUUGGCAAUAAGGUGAUAGAACGUGUCAUCCUAACGAAUUCGUUGCUGGAGCCUGGUGGCGGUGGUGAUAGAUUAUUAAUAAUUAUUAUUAUUAUUUUGUUGAUGAAUGAAGCAAAUAAAUAAGCAUCUUUCCAAGUAAAAA